AUGCUCGGUGGGGAACAAUUUGUCGCUGCCUGGCUUGGAUGCAUUCGAUGCCACUACGUGCUGUGGACGAAGGGUGUCCGACACAACGAUCCUAGCUUGGCUAAUCUGAUGCUUCGGCGUACGAACGACAGAUACUACGGGGUGAUGAACGACUGGGACCUCGCCACUGUGGUUGGCGAGUCUCCAGAUACCAAGCGGGGCGUACUGACAGGCACAGUGCCGUUCAUGGCGCAGGAUGAGCUCUUCAAACUCGCGGUGAAGCAGAGCGACACGCGCAUCUACCGGUAUGACCUCGAAGCCUUUGUGUGGAUCCUCCUCUGGGUCUGUGUCCGGUACCAGGACACCCGCCUGCUCCUGAAUCCGGAGCUUAGCCACUGGAAGUCGUUCGACUUCGGCGGCAUCGCAAGCUCGAAGCAGGCCUACAUCGACCAUGAAUGGCGCGAGCGCCACGCUGUGCGCCCGACCAAGUCAUGGGAGAACGAG
Heterobasidion irregulare TC 32-1 is the source of this 483-nucleotide messenger RNA. RefSeq lists its product as uncharacterized. The annotation marks the transcript as partial. NCBI's taxonomy places the organism in Eukaryota, Fungi, Basidiomycota, Agaricomycetes, Russulales, Bondarzewiaceae. The record is from RefSeq and is a predicted model, not a curated record. The transcript is spliced from 2 exons.